GUUUUGGUGUCGCGAGCUGUGGAGAUUCCAGAGGGCGCUGGCUACGGUGGUCUGCGAAGUGCGGUUAUAUGUGGUGUAGCUCUGGUCCUGCUUUGGUCUGUGCUGUGGCAUAGAAUUGCAUGGUGUCGCUAUUUGUAGUGUUUCUGGUGUUUCUAAUCGGCUGACCGUCAAGAGCACGUUGCAUUGAAUUUGCGGGUUGAAAACAAUUUAGGCCGUGGUUCGUUUUUCUCACUUUGCAGAAAUUAUUUGAUUGUCAAUUCAUAAAAAGUAUAGAAGUAAUAAAGAGAGUUGGACUUGAUCAUGAUCAGUACACUCACGAUAUGAGUAUACUUAUAGGUUUGCACUGCUAGUGUUUAUUGUGUUCUUGUGUUUCACCAAAGAUCAACUUUCUCCACAAGCGAGCAUAUGACAUUUGGAACGUCGACGUAUGAUACAAAUGAUUCUAAAGUGUAAAUAAAAUUCUGACAUCAUGGAUUUUGGGUCACUUCUACACGCUGCCCAAAGGAACGAACAUAAAGCGAAACAAGAG
Gryllus bimaculatus (two-spotted cricket) is the source of this 529-nucleotide messenger RNA. The record is from the annotation of a GenBank genome assembly. NCBI's taxonomy places the organism in Eukaryota, Metazoa, Arthropoda, Insecta, Orthoptera, Gryllidae.